GUUACGAGCUUCCCGGGUGCUGCUGGUGGGGAUGAAGGGUCUCGGAGCAGAAGUGGCGAAGAAUCUCAUCUUGGCAGGAGUCAAAGGCUUGACCAUGCUGGACCAUCAGCAGGUUUCCCAGGAGGACACGAGAGCUCAAUUCCUCAUCCCCGUGGGUUCCUUGGGCCGCAACAGAGCUGAAGCCUCGCUGGAGCGGGCACAGAACCUUAAUCCCAUGGUGGAUGUAAAAGCUGACCCUGAGAGCGUGGAGAGCAAGCCCGAAGAGUUCUUCACCCAGUUUGACGCAGUCUGCCUAACCUGCUGCUCCCGGGAUGUUAUGGUGAAGAUCGACCAGAUUUGCCACAAGAACAGCGUCAAGUUUUUCACCGGCGAUGUUUUCGGCUACCACGGCUAUAUGUUUGCCGACCUCGGGGAACACGAAUUUGUGGAAGAGAAAACCAAGGUCGCCAAAGUCAACCCGGGCGUGGAAGAUGGGCCGGAUACCAAAAAAGCCAAACUCGACUCAUCAGAGACCACCAUGGUGAAAAAGCGCGUGGUUUUCUGCCAGCUGAAGGAAGCCCUGGCCGUCGACUGGAGCGGGGAGAAGGCGAAGGCGACGUCAAAACGCACCACCCCGGAUUAUUUCCUCCUCCAAGUGCUGUUGAAAUUUCGGACGGAUAAUGGCCGGGAUCCUUCACCCCAAAACUAUGCCGAGGACUCAAAACUGCUGCUCCAGAUCCGCCGCGAUGUCCUGGAGGCAUUGGGGUUCGGCGCCGAUUUGCUGCCGGAUGAAUUCGUCAGCUACUGCUUCUCCGAAAUGGCUCCUGUCUGUGCCGUGGUCGGAGGCGUCCUGGGCCAGGAGGUGGUCAAGGCCCUGUCCCAGCGGGACCCCCCCCACAACAACUUCUUCUUCUUUGACGGCAUCAAAGGCAACGGGAUCGUGGAGUGCCUGGGCCCCAGCUGA
Molecule: messenger RNA, 943 nt
Organism: Phaethon lepturus (White-tailed tropicbird)
Lineage: Eukaryota; Metazoa; Chordata; Aves; Phaethontiformes; Phaethontidae
Gene: SAE1
Product: SUMO1 activating enzyme subunit 1
Exons: 8
Biological process (GO): protein sumoylation
Cellular component (GO): cytoplasm; SUMO activating enzyme complex
Molecular function (GO): SUMO activating enzyme activity
Source: RefSeq, a predicted model, not a curated record